Messenger RNA from Sturnus vulgaris (Common starling), 1884 nucleotides. Lineage: Eukaryota; Metazoa; Chordata; Aves; Passeriformes; Sturnidae. The record is from RefSeq and is a predicted model, not a curated record.
AUGAGGAUUGAAAUGAAGACGAACCCGGUGAACUUCACUGGCACUUCCCCUGAUAUGUUUAACUUCGUCAGUGUUAAUUACAGAAGAACCUCUAGAUUCCAGCCAGGUACGGGUGGAUUAGGUAUUCUUGUUGGCACAGGAGUAAAUAGACUUCCACAAAAUGUCAGAGUAAAACUGGCACAGCAUGAUGGACUGGGGGAAAACAGGAUUACUAAAGAACUGUGUGCAAAAGAGUGGGACUUUUAUGGCAGAAACUUAAUGAAGCUUUAUUUUGCAGGAUAGAUAAAAUAUAAUUUGCUGAAAAGGAAUGAGAAAAGCCAGUGGAAGAUGGCUCUAGGAUAAGUCCAUUAUAAUGUCCAAAUAUUAAAAAUUGUUAUACAGAAGUGGAACAUGUGGGUGCAGACUGACAAGGAAAAAGACAUGAUGCCAUCCACUGAAAAUAUUAUGCAGCAGUGAUGUCCAUGUGUGUUAUGUUUGAACCAUUGAGGUUGCUGUUCUUUUUACUGGCCUAACUUUAAAGCAUCAGUAAAUACUACCUUUCUAGGAGCCCCCGAGCCUUCUCCAAAUGAACAGUCACAGGUCUCAGCCUUACUAAGAGGGAAUAUGCUCCAAUUCCUUAGCCAUCUUUUUGCCCAUUUUUGGACUCUCUCCAACGUGUCCAUGUCUCUCAUGUACUGGGAAGCUCAGAACUGGACACAGUACUCCAGGUGUGGCCUCACUAGUGCUGAAGGGAAAAAUCACUUCUCUGGAUCUCUUGGAGACACUCCUGAUGCAGCCCAGGAUACCACCCAUCUUUGUGCCAAGGGCACAUCACAGGCUCAGUUAAAUCUGUUGUAUAAAAAUAGUACUAAUGGAAAUCUAUGACUAUUGGCAAGCUUCCCCAGUUUACAGUAAAUGAGUUUAGCCCACUGCAGAAAAUUCACAGACAAAGGUUUACCAUACCUGGACUCUUGAAAAGGCUGUCACAAGGUCAUCUGCUUGGAAAUUCCAGGUUUCAUUCAGGUUUGUACUGAUGUCUUCAAAAAUACUGUCAAUGGCUGCAAUUGGAUUCAAGAUUUGCUAAUCAGCAAAAUGUUAACUCUUACAGACAGAUUAAUGUCUGUUUUCUUUCUUGACUCUCCCAAACUUUCUGAAACAACUUUUAAUGCCCUUGCAGAAUGUAAACUUUUGAAGGCCAGCAUUGAAGGACAAUACCAAAAUACUGACUUAAACUUCAAGUUGAUGAGAAAAUGCUGCCCAUACAUCAGGCACAUUCAUGUGGCUGAUUGCCAGAAGAUUACAGAAGCUGGUGUUAAGAUGAUUUCACCACUGAAGCAUAUUCUUCUACUGAAUAUGGCAGACUGCGGCUUGAGAACCCUUGGCUGCCAUGGAAAAACAUUGGAACUUUCUAUAUCACAAUGCAAAAACUUCAGUGACAAUGGGAUUCAGGUAUUCUGCAAGGGCAAAGAAUACCUGGAACACUGCCAUGUCUCUUACUGCCCUCAGUUGAUAGAUGAAGCUGUGAAAAUAAUGGCAUUUCACUGCCAAAGACUGGCAUCUGUCAACAUAGUGAGUUGCCCAAAGAUGAUUAAUACAUGUAUCCAAUACUUUGCUACAGUCUGUCAUUAUCUCUCCUUCUUGGACAUCUCAGGUUGUAUUCAUCUCAGUGACGACCUGAGAUAUCUUUGGAAAGGCUGUGAGCACCUCCAGAUUCUCGUGAUACUGUACUGUAGAAAAAUUACCAAGAAAAUAAGCUUGAAAUACACAGCUGAACUGGAGAAACAAGAACAUAAUGAUGCUGACCCUCCUUCCUGGCUUGGAUGUGUCUGGGAUGGUAACAUACCACCUUCACCCAAAAACACAGAUCAGAGCCUGAAAAAAUAAAUUCUUCAAAAUGAAAAAUGA